AUGGCCAUGGAGUCAGCACGCAGGCUCUGCCUGGCUCCACCCCAUGGACUUCCACUCACCGAGGCUCAUCUGACCUCUGCCACAGCUGAGUGUCCAACCCACCGGCAGCAGAGGCCACUGCUGAGCCCCCAGGAAAGCGGUGGUGCCAGGCUGCAGGGGGGCUUAUACCCUGAAGGUUGGGACUGGAUGCCGCCGUACAGGAAGACCUACCUGCUCUGCCAGGGCCCGUGGGGGUCCACUCUCAGUCAUCCAAGGAAAGCCCCUUCCCUGCCACUUCUCUCUGUGGUGCUUUGGGGUGCCCUCCUGGGGGCUGGCUCUGUCCCCCACCUGGCCUGGGGGGCAGGGACCUUCACCCUGGGGGUGCUGGGUCCCUGGGACUGUGACGCCAUCUUUGCCCGGGCCCUUCCCAGCUUGGCUGCCCAGCUGGCUGUGGACCGAACCAAGGGGUACUCCUCACUGUUGCUGGGCUCACGGCUGGCUUCCGCGGUCCUCCCCACAGGCUGUGACACCCCUCACGCCCUGGCCACAUUCCUGGCCCACAAGAACACCGUAGUUGCUUUUGUGGGCCCUGUCAAUCCUGGCUACUGCCCAGCGGCAGCCCUGCUGGCCCAAAGCUGGGGCAAGACCCUCUUCUCCUGGGCGUGUGGAGUUCCGGAGGGAGGAGGUGAACUGGCACCCACCUUGCCUUCCGCUGUCCACGUGCUGCUGUCCAUCAUGAGACACUUUGGCUGGGCUCGCUCGGCCAUUGUGUCCUCCCACCAGGACACCUGGGUGGCCACAGCCCAGCAGCUGGCCACAGCUUUCAGGACACACGGGCUGCCUGUGGGGCUGGUAACCUCUUUGGGACCUGGGGAGCAGGGGCCCGAGGAGGUCCCGAAGCAGCUCUGCACCGUGGACGACCUGAAAAGUAAGUACACGCAGGCGUCUUCCUCCUGUGAGCAGCCCCAACUGCGUGUGGCCACUGUGGGCGCUCCUUCUGCAUCAGACGCUGGGCUGAGCACUCACAACGGCCCUGCCUUUAGCCUCACAACAGUCCCGUGCUUCAGCAAUGACGUGAGGCCGAUCAAACCCCCGCUUCGUAGGGCGAUGUGGGAGCUUCAGCAUGAGAACGUUGCCACCUGCUUGGGCUUUUUCAUGGCCCCUGGGGCCAGUGCUCUGGUACUGGAGCACUGCCCCCGGGGCAGCCUGGAGGACCUGCUACGGAACAAGGCCCUGCCGCUAGACUGGACCUUCAAGGCCUCCCUGCUGCUGGAUUUGAUCCAGGGCAUGAGGUAUCUGCACCAUAGACGUUUCCCCCAUGGCCACCUCAAGUCCAGAAACUGCGUGGUGGACGGCCACUUUGUCACUGACCAUGGUUACGGAGCGCUCCUGGAUGCUCAGUGGGCUCCCUGGCCCUGGCCAGCCCCGGAAGAGCUGCUGUGGACGGCUCCUGAGCUGCUGCGGGGGCCUGCAGGCCCCGGGCCGGGCACCCUCCAAGGGGACAUCUUCAGUAUUGGCAUCAUCCUGCAGGAGGCGCUGAUGUGAGGCCCGCCCUACUGCUCCUUGGGACUCCCAGCAGAAGAAAUCAUCAGGAAGGUGGCGUCUCGCUCUCCUUUGCUCCGGCCGCUGCUGUCCCCUGACAAGGGGCCACCCGAGUGCAUCCAGCGGAUGAAGCAGUGCUGGGAGGAGGCUCCAGAGGACAGACCGAGCCUGGACCAGAUCCACACCCAGUUCAAAGGCAUCACCCAGGGCAAGAAGGGCAUUGCUGACUCUAUGCUGCGGAUGCUGGAGAAGUGUUCCCAGCACCUGGAGGACUUGGUCCAGGAGUGGACCGAGGAGCUGGAGCUGGAGAGACAGAAGACAGAAACUCUCUCCCAGAUGCUCCCUCGAUCUGUGGCCAAAGCUCUGAAAAUGGGGGCAACUGUGGAGCUGGAGUAUUUUGACCAGGUCACCAUAUACUUCAGUGACAUUGUGGGUUUCACCACCAUCUCAGCCCUCAGUGAACCCAUUGAGGUGGUGGGCUUGCUCAACGAUCUCUAUACGCUGUUUGAUGCUGUUUUGCGAAGCCAUGAUGUGUAUAAGGUGGAGACCACUGGGGACGCCUACAUGCUGGUGUCGGGGCUGCCUCGGCGCAAUGGGAGCCGGCAUGCGGCUAAGAUCGCCAACGUGACCCUGGACAUCCUUAGCUCUGUGGGCGACUUCCGGAUGAGGCACGUGCCCGAUGUCCUGGUUCGUGUCAGGGCUGGCCUGCGCUCAGGGCCCUGUGUAGCGGGGGUCGUGGGUCUCACCAUGCCUCGGCACUGCCUCUUUGGGGAUGCUGUCAACACGGCAUCCCGGAUGGAGUCCACAGGCCUGCCAUACAGAAUUCACGUCAGCCGAAGCACUGUGCAGACACUGCGCAGCCUUGAUGAAGGCUACAAAAUUGACAUCAGAGCUCAGACUCAGCUGAAGGGCAAGGGUGUAGAGGAAACCACCUGGCUGGUGGGGAAGACAGGCUUCCCCAGACCCCUCCCCUCACCCCGGGACAUCAAACCUGGAGAGCUCUGGCAGGACCUCAUAAACCGAGAAAUCAGGGCAGCCGUUGCCAAAGCCCGCCAGGAUGCGGCUGGGACCCGGAGCUCAGGGACGGCUUGGGCCCGGACUCGAGGAGAGGACAGAGUGGGGCAGGUGUCCACACCGGCCCAGAGAGUUGUGUCCCCGGACGCGUCCAUCUUCCCCGCCCUGCUCCACUUCCUUUAA
Molecule: messenger RNA, 2718 nt
Organism: Lemur catta (Ring-tailed lemur)
Lineage: Eukaryota; Metazoa; Chordata; Mammalia; Primates; Lemuridae
Product: guanylate cyclase D-like
Biological process (GO): intracellular signal transduction; receptor guanylyl cyclase signaling pathway; protein phosphorylation
Molecular function (GO): peptide receptor activity; protein kinase activity; guanylate cyclase activity
Source: RefSeq, a predicted model, not a curated record